UUUUAUUUGUGAUCAGUUUUUCGCAUAUUACCUUAUUUUUAUUACUAUUGCUUUACAGUUAACCUCUGAAGAAGUUGAUGAAUUUCGAGAAGCAUUUACAAUGUUUGAUAAGGAUGGUAACGGUACAAUUUCGAUUAAAGAGUUGGGCAUUGCAAUGAGAUCACUGGGACAAAAUCCAACUGAACAAGAAAUCAGCGAAAUGAUCAAUGAAGUUGAUAUUGACGGUAAUGGGCAAAUAGAAUUCCCGGAAUUUUGCGUCAUGAUGAAACGAAUGAUGAAGGAAACAGAUUCUGAGAUGAUCCGUGAAGCUUUUCGUGUUUUUGAUAAAGAUGGAAAUGGUGUUAUUACCGCACAAGAAUUCAGAUAUUUUAUGGUAGAAAUUUCAUCAUCUGUCACAUCUUUUUUUUUUCUGCUUUACUGUUUUUUUGCUUGUUUCAAGUGA
Enterobius vermicularis (human pinworm) is the source of this 442-nucleotide messenger RNA. Lineage: Eukaryota; Metazoa; Nematoda; Chromadorea; Rhabditida; Oxyuridae. The record is from the annotation of a GenBank genome assembly.